Molecule: messenger RNA, 968 nt
Organism: Clunio marinus
Lineage: Eukaryota; Metazoa; Arthropoda; Insecta; Diptera; Chironomidae
Source: the annotation of a GenBank genome assembly
GUGCCGGGUAGUCCGACGGGGAAUGUAAAAAUUUGAUUUGUUGUUUUGCUUCCUCAAAUGUGACUGCGACUUAACUUCUGGUUUUUAUCAAAAUAUUUUUAGUGAUUCUUAAAAUUCUACACAAAAACAGUUAUAAGAAAUAUUUAAAGCUUCUAAUCUUGUGAUAAGUGAAAAUUACAAUGUCCUGAAUCUCAAGACACUAAAUACCGCGUGGAAAAUACGUUUAAAAUAAAAAUAAUUUAGUGAUUUUUUAAUUUUUCAAAAUAAUAACAAAAGAUCUUUAGUGAAAAGCAUAAAUAAAUUGUUCAUAUUAAGCAUUUAAAAUCUUAAUAUUGAUCAAAAUGGAUAUGGUGCAGUUUGAUUACCAGUUUAGAUUAAUCCUCAUUGGCGACAGUACAGUGGGAAAGUCAUCUCUUCUUAAAUACUUUACAGAUGGUCGCUUUGCUGAGAUCAGUGAUCCGACGGUUGGUGUUGAUUUCUUUGCAAGUAUGAUGGAGGUGAAAGAUGGAACAAGAAUCAAACUUCAGUUAUGGGAUACAGCAGGACAAGAAAGAUUCAGAUCAAUUACUAAAUCUUAUUAUCGUAAUUCUGUCGGUGUUCUUCUUGUUUAUGAUGUUUGUAAUCAUGCAUCAUUUGAACAUAUCCCGUUGUGGUUAUUGGAAGCUAAGAGACAUAUAGAACCUUAUAAUCCCGUAUUUGCCCUUGUUGGCUGUAAAUUGGAUCUUGUUAAUAAUGGAGAGAAUCGUGAAGUGAGUGUGGAAGAAGCCAAAACAUUUGCCGAACAGCAUCAGCUAAUUUAUGUUGAAACAUCAGCAAGGACUGGGAUCAAUGUUAGAGAAGCUUUUGCCUUAGUCACACAAGAAAUUUACAACAGAAUCAAAAGUGGAGAGUAUAAAGUUGAAAGUGGAUGGGAAGGAAUAAAAACCGGUGAGUUUAAUUGCAUUCAUAAGUUGAUGGUGAAUUUCUAA